Molecule: messenger RNA, 9559 nt
Organism: Manis pentadactyla (Chinese pangolin)
Lineage: Eukaryota; Metazoa; Chordata; Mammalia; Pholidota; Manidae
Gene: FER
Product: FER tyrosine kinase
Exons: 20
Coding region: 696-3164 (822 amino acids)
Biological process (GO): cell adhesion; peptidyl-tyrosine phosphorylation; Fc-epsilon receptor signaling pathway
Molecular function (GO): non-membrane spanning protein tyrosine kinase activity; ATP binding
Source: RefSeq, a predicted model, not a curated record
CUGUGACGCCGCCGUCCGCCUCCGGCCCAUCCCGCCCUCACUCUCCUGGACACCGGGCGGAGAGGAGCGGGUUACAGGGACGAGGGCAGCAGCCCGAACAGGGGUACUGCGGGCACCACACCAGCCGGGAGCCGGCCCACAGGGCGGCGGUCACAGCACCACGCAUACUCUCGCCGCGUCCGCAGCCGCUGGGCCGCACGCGCCCACCUGGCCUGGAGCCCACAUCCCACCCCUCCCGGCCCGCCGGGCUAAUGGGCCGCGCCCCGCCUCCUGGGAGGUGGUGGAGGCGGGGGUUGGGGACUGGGCGGCAGCGCCCGCCUUCCGCUUAUUCCUAUUGGCUCAGGCCUUUCGAGGUCUCGAAGACCGGAGUGCAGCUGGAUUGGCUGUAGAGGCUCGUGACAGGGGAACCCAUUGGUUGUGGAGACCGCCGUGACGCGAGGUGGUGACUGGCUCCUGUGUCUGAGGGGCUCCUGCUUGUCAGGUUCUAGCUCAUGUUUUCUGGCUAGAUUUAUGGUCAUUCCCGUGGGACUUCCCUGCACGUUUUCUCAAGGGUCUUCCUCAUGCCUAAUGUGUAAUCCUUCAACAUGGACCUGCUACUUUAGCUAAGAUAUGGCCUGCAAUGAAUAGUAGUAAGAUAUGUGCUGAUUAGAAGGCUCGCUUGUGCAGUGUGGAGGAUAAGACAGUGCCUUACAAAAAUGGGGUUUGGGAGUGACCUGAAGAAUUCACAUGAAGCUGUGUUAAAAUUGCAAGAUUGGGAAUUACGUUUACUGGAAACAGUGAAGAAAUUUAUGGCCCUGAGAAUAAAAAGUGAUAAAGAAUAUGCAUCUACUUUACAGAACCUUUGUAAUCAAGUCGAUAAGGAAAGUACUAUCCAAAUGAAUUAUGCCAGCAAUGUAUCCAAGUCUUGGCUACUUAUGAUUCAGCAGACUGAACAACUUAGUAGGAUAAUGAAGACACAUGCAGAGGACCUAAAUUCUGGACCCUUACACCGGCUCACCAUGAUGAUCAAAGACAAGCAGCAGGUGAAGAAAAGUUUUAUAGGUGUUCAUCAGCAGAUAGAGGCAGAGAUGAUCAAGGUUACAAAGACAGAACUAGAGAAAUUAAAAUCCAGCUAUAGACAAUUAAUAAAAGAAAUGAAUUCUGCCAAAGAGAAAUAUAAGGAAGCUUUAGCUAAAGGGAAAGAAACUGAAAAAGCUAAGGAACGUUAUGACAAAGCCACAAUGAAACUUCAUAUGUUGCAUAAUCAGUAUGUAUUGGCAUUGAAAGGGGCACAGCUUCACCAGAAUCAGUAUUAUGACACUACACUUCCUCUGCUUCUGGAUUCCUUACAAAGGAUGCAAGAAGAAAUGAUAAAAGCACUAAAAGGUAUAUUUGAUGAAUAUAGCCAGAUAACCAGUCUUGUUACAGAAGAAAUAGUGAAUGUCCAUAAAGAGAUUCAAAUGUCAGUUGAACAGAUAGACCCUAGCACAGAAUAUAAUAAUUUCAUAGAUGUUCAUAGAACAACAGCUGCUAAAGAGCAAGAAAUUGAAUUUGAUACUUCCUUACUAGAAGAAAAUGAAAAUCUUCAGGCAAAUGAGAUUAUUUGGAAUAAUUUAACAGCAGAAAGUUUGCAAGUAAUGUUGAAAACUUUAGCAGAGGAACUUAUGCAGACACAGCAGAUGCUGUUAAACAAGGAAGAGGUUGCCCUGGAACUAGAGAAGAGUAUUGAAGAAUCUUCUAAGACAUAUGAAAAGAAGUCUGAUGUUGUGCUUUUGUUAAGCCAAAAACAGACACUUGAAGAGCUGAAACAGUCAGUGCAGCAGCUGAGAUGCACUGAGGCAAAGUUUACAGCACAAAAAGAAAUACUAGAGCAGAAAGUACAAGAAAAUGAUGGGAAAGAGCCACCUCCUGUAGUCAAUUAUGAAGAAGAUGCAAGAUCAGUUACUUCUAUGGAAAGAAAGGAAAGGCUGUCCAAAUUUGAAUCUAUUCGUCAUUCAAUUGCUGGAAUAAUUAGGUCUCCAAAAUCUGCACUGGGUUCUUCAACAUACUAUGAUACAGUCCCCAUAAGUGAGAAGCCCCUGGCAGAACAGGACUGGUACCAUGGUGCAAUUCCCAGAAUAGAAGCGCAAGAUCUGUUAAAACAACAAGGAGACUUCUUGGUGCGAGAGAGUCAUGGGAAACCUGGUGAAUAUGUCCUUUCUGUAUAUUCUGAUGGACAGAGGAGACACUUUAUCAUACAAUUUGUUGAUAAUAUGUACCGAUUUGAAGGCACUGGGUUUUCAAACAUCCCUCAACUUAUAGAUCAUCACUACACAACAAAACAGGUCAUCACUAAGAAAUCAGGUGUAGUUCUGCUGAAUCCUAUUCCUAAGGAUAAGAAAUGGAUUCUCAAUCAUGAAGAUGUCACAUUGGGAGAAUUACUGGGCAAGGGAAAUUUUGGUGAAGUAUAUAAAGGCAUAUUAAAGGAUAAAACUGCUGUUGCUGUUAAAACAUGUAAAGAAGAUCUUCCUCAAGAGCUGAAAAUAAAAUUUUUACAAGAAGCCAAGAUUCUCAAGCAAUAUGAUCAUCCCAAUAUUGUCAAACUUAUAGGAGUUUGCACACAAAGACAGCCUAUAUACAUCAUUAUGGAACUGAUUCCAGGAGGUGAUUUCCUCUCCUUCCUGAGAAAGAAGAAGGAUGACAUAAAACUCAAACAAUUAGUGAAAUUUUCAUUAGAUGCUGCUUCUGGUAUGUCAUAUCUCGAGAGUAAAAAUUGUAUACACAGGGAUCUUGCUGCAAGAAACUGCCUGGUAGGUGAAAAUAACAUUCUAAAAAUCAGUGACUUUGGAAUGUCUCGUCAAGAGGAUGGUGGAGUGUAUUCAUCUUCUGGCUUAAAACAGAUUCCCAUUAAAUGGACAGCACCAGAAGCUCUUAAUUAUGGGAGAUACAGUUCUGAGAGUGACGUGUGGAGCUUCGGCAUCCUCCUCUGGGAGACCUUCAGCCUAGGUGUCUGCCCCUACCCCGGCAUGACCAAUCAGCAAGCCCGGGAGCAGGUGGAGAGAGGUUACCGAAUGUCAGCCCCUCAGCACUGCCCAGAGGACAUUUUUAAAAUUAUGAUGAAAUGUUGGGAUUAUAAACCUGAAAACCGCCCCAAGUUCAGUGAACUUCAGAAAGAACUCACUGUCAUCAAGAGGAAAGUCACAUAGCGACUCGACAGCACAAACUCAGCCUUCAGGACGGGUCCUCCGGCAGACUAAUACCGUUCUUCCAAUUAAUAAUGAGUUCAUACCACAUUACCUGCAACAGUCUUCUAAGGUUAUUAUUUUUUUAUUAACUGUUUUUUUAAAAUAUGUGCCACUUAAAAAAAAAAGUCAAAACCAAGCAUAUUCAAGAACCAGUGCUACCAAGGGCUUCAUCAGCUCACCGCAGCAACCCUGCCAUUUCAGGCCAUUGUAAAUAGAAAAGCACAGGCUCCAAAUGUGAGGGAGAGCAGAUCUGUCUUUUUCACAUCGGGACCAUUGAUGUUUCUCAAACGUUUUCUACUUCAGGCACAGUCCAUGGGCUGCUGUUCUCUGCCACAGACCCCACUCUAUCAGUGCUGUGAGACCCACUGAUAAUGCCAUGUUUGCAGGACACAUUCCAACCAAAGUUGGCUUUCUGCUCUGCUAAGGCAGUAUUAUAUCUAAACAUCAUUUUAUAUUGAGAAUUUUUUUGGAUCUCUUAGGGUUUUUCUUUUUUUCCUUGCCAGAAAUACACACAGUGUAAGAAUCAUCACACUCCUGUAUCAUUAGUGAGGCCAUCGUUCCCUUUCUUUGGGCAUCAGAAAGCAUGCAUGACACGUCCUCGAGGAGAAACUUAAGAGUUGAGACAGCAUCUUUUAAAGGAUGUGUUAGAGAUCUGUUAGAGAUCAGCAGUUAGUUUGAACAGGAGGGUGGUCUGAAGAAAGGAGCAGCCAUAUUACUGAUCAAAGAAGAGAAGAAAAGGGAAACAUAAAAUCUGCCCUCUUGCCAGAGUUACGCCUUUACACACACACACACACACACACACACACACACACACACAUACUUUUUAUUUUAUGGUCUAAAUUCACAAAAAUGGCUCUGAAGAAUGUUUUCAGGAGCUCACUGCUAUAGCCCUCAUAAUGGCAACAAAAAAACUUUUUAGAGAAACUACAGAGUGCAAGUCCACAGAAAUAAUACUAUGCCUUUGUUUAACUACCUUCACCUCAGAGGAGGCAUCCUAGAAUUCAAUUCCCUCCAUUUUGUACCAGUUUCUAGAGCUGUCAGAACUUCCUGAUCCUAGUUCACAAACAUGAGCACAUGUGGACACGCACACAGCCAAGAAGCAAGGUGGUAUGAAUGGAGUAAACGGUUAAGAAAUCAAACAAACAUUUUUGAGGAAAAAGAUAGAGGGACUGCCCUCCUAUUUCCCCUUCAUUUACUUUAUACUGCUACCUGAAAAUUGUUACCAGCUGACAGGUAUGCACACACAGUCUGGAGAUGCUUCAUAUGAAUAACAUGAACACAGAGUUAAAACUAGGAUUCUGUUGAGCUGACCCUUAGCUUAGGGGUAAAUGUGGCUUGGGAGUUUUCAAGUGUUCAGGCCUGUGUUCAGAUAAAUAACACCUUUGUGAUUAUUUGGUCUACAUUCAUUGGAAAAGCUUACGGGAUAGAAAAUUCCUCCUCCCCCUCACUAUUUGCUGCCUAGGGAUAUCAUUGCACAGAACUCACAAGCAGUACUUUAAAGAGUGUAAAGGAUGAUACUGAGGAGAAAAAUGUUUAUCAUUUCGAUCUCCCUGCAAGUCUUGCACACAUUUGAUGAUUACUGCAUCCAGACCAAAAUGAAAGCAUGAUAAACUUGCCCUCAAAAAUAUAUUGCAGCAUGCAAAGCAGCUUUUUAAAAAUUAGCAUUGUUUUCCCUUCUAUCAAAUAUGGUAAAUAAAUGGAACCUUCUUUUGAUGGCAUAUAUUAUGGUAAAUCAAAGCACAGACUCAUGAAUCUAGAGCAAGUGCUGUGGUUGUCAGGCACUUGCCAGCCUUUGAAAGUGGGAAUAACAUGGGGACAUUGGUGCCCUUUGUCAGUAUUUCCAAGUGACUCUCGCCAUAAUAUACUUUGCCUACAGAAAACAGCCUCCUAUCGCAUAGCAACCUUAAUGCUGAGCUCUCAGCAAGGGGAGAGAAUGAUGGUUUAGGCCUUAAUUUUGUGAACAAGACCUGAAGCUUAAUCUUUGCAUUCUGAUGUAAAAAUGAACAUGUCAUUGAUAUUUCAGUUAUCCAGGCUGUUAGAAUUUGCAAUUCAAUCAUAAUUCUGUGCUUAAGAAGCUUUUCAAAACACUAUGACAUCUGCAACAUUUAAAUUCCAUUUUAUUCUUCGUCCCAAAGUGGGCCAUGGUAUAGUUCAGGAUUAAUAACUCAUUGGGAGUCUUUCAGGAUCUUAUCAGUUGUAUAGAAUAUUAAAUUUGAUACAGGCGUAUGCAUUAGGAAAAACUUAGGCAAACCAGUUUUUACUGUUAAUUUUGUUGUGCAUAAAGCGUAAUCUAUUCAUUCCUUCUGUCACUGAUACUUAUUGGAAUUAUGUACUUUAGGAGACUAAUCCAUACCCAAAAAGCACACAUAUAAAUACUGUUCUGAAUUUGUAAGUUGAUGUGGGGAAAGAAGGCUUAAGAAAUGCACAAAAACAUAUGAAUUGUUUAAUAAGAAAACAAUUAUAACCAAAAUUGCUGCUGGUCUGCAUGUGUUUAAGCCAGGUCACAAAUCCUUGUGCUGUUGAUAGGUUUUCCAAGGGUUGCACUCAUCAUGCGUCUGCAGCUCUUGUCAUGAUUCCUUAAGUUUAUGACUAUGGAGAGGGGAGUCUGACGCUCACCUGCAUUUUUCUAUCUUGAAUCACCAAGGAGCCUUUAUGAGAAAUACUUAAGUAGAUCAUCAUUUUUCAAGGAAAGAAAUGUUUCAAUGUUGAAUUAACAUUUAUCACCAACAUUUGAAACUUAAUAAAUUUUGCAAUCCAUGUAAUUUAAGGUUACUUCCCAAAGCCAGCAUAUUUUUUCUCUUGCAGGAAAAUAAUAAUAAUGGAUUAACAGGUUUUGUUUAAACUUUUAAAACCAGAGGCAUUCUUUCAGUCCAUGCUGCCACUAGGUCCCCAGUGAAAGGUCUCAUGUAAUCAUUUCUCUUGUCUCCCAAAUAUAAUUUAGGCAAUAAAGUUCUUCAUCCAUAAUUCACAUUUUAUCACAAAUACAAUAUUAUCGAAACAUCUUGCAACACACAGGCCAGACCAUGAGUCUAACUGUAUUACCUAUUGUUCAGUGCACAUUCACAAUUGUUUUUCAUUUGAGGGUUGUUUUGAAAGGAAAGAAUAUUUAGUCACUGAAAUAGUUUAAAUUUCUCUUAAACCACACUGUGGUUUUCUUGUCUAUGUUCUUCUCAAUGUUUCAGUUUUGCCACAGUUUUAUACAAAGUUUAGUUAUUACCACUAGAGUAACUGUGGCUUCACAAUACUUACUGGUGUGAGAUUGUGACAAGAAGAAAAGUGUUUUAAUUAUAAUAUAUGCCACACAUUGAGGGCCUUGUAUUGGGAUAAACAUAAAAAUCAGAAUGCAAAAAUACCUGUCUAGAUCGUAUGCCAUUCAGUUACCUUCAUCACUCCACUUUAAAAUGCAUUCUUAUGAAUCAUCAGAUGUUCUAAAAGUGUACCUGAAAACCUCACCUAGUACACUUUGUAUACACAAUAUUGUGGCCAUGUGUCCUUUGAAGUGAGAUUAACUGAUGUGUCCUGAAAAGAGACUGUUUGUCUCAGCCCUCUUCUUUUUACACUACUCUCUUGAUCACGCCAUUGAUGUUUUAGACGUUCUUAUCAACAGAAUUGAUUGUCCAUAAGCACUGUUCUCAGUCAUGUAAAGACUGACUUUUGUAUUUAGAAGUCAGACAAAACAGAGAACAUUGCAAAAAAAAAGAACAAAGGGGCAGACAAUUGGAAAAGACACAUUUUCUUUAAGUAUUAAUAUGUUAAUUAAAUGGAAACAGAUUUUAUAUGAAAAUGAGUUUAUAUUACAUUUCCAUUAUACUAUUGAGUUAGCAUGAAAGUUUACCAUUAAAAUAAAGUGUUACCUUUUUUAUUACUAACUCUGAUUUGUUAUACAUACCAGAAUUUUUUUAUUAAACAUUUUAAUUUUAUUUUUCUCUCUAUUGAUUAGUUUCAUAUCAAGUCUGAAUUAUAUUACUUGGGGAAUCCAGGCACAUACUAAGAUUACCUACUUGAAGGAGAUAUUGGUACAGAGUCCCAUAAAUUUCUCCUUUAGAAAAUAAUGCUAUAAUAUAGAAGGUUUAUAAACUAUAUAUCUUAUUUAUUACCCCUUGAAAACCAUCCUAUUGUCUCAUACUGAUCCAAAGAUUAAAUUCUGAGUUGUUAAGUAUACACAUUGAGACUCACUUAGCUGCUAUUCUAACAAAGACUGAGAUUCUUGGGUGGUAGAAAGACCCUGCUGCACAAAAUUCCCAGUCAAUUUAAACCCCAGAGCAGUAGUGAGCAUAGGCUUCAGUCUGUUAAUGAGGAGCUGAGGCAAGCGUCCAAAAGGCAAGGAGAGGGAGAAUCGGUUACUCUAAGGCAGGACGGCACAGCCCUACAGUGUGGAAUCAUUAAACGGGAAGAAAGACAUGGGCAGCAUCUCCAGAGAGCCUGAGGAGGACAGUGCCACCAGGUCAGAUCCCUCCCUAUAGAAAAUGUAAAAGAUAGUGGAGCCAGAAGCAGAAGAGGUCACCCGCCAGUGCGUGGGCCGUAGUGUGUGCAAAUCAAAGGCCUCGCCCUUGCCUUUGGAGGGGUUUUCUAGCCCUAGCUCAGAGAUGCUCUACUGUGCCGGGCGACACAUACUCAAAUUGUCCCGCCAAUUAAUGGAUUGGUCAUGUGUUCAGACUUUUCAGUGAAACCACCUGGGGUCUCUUUACAUUCGCGGUCAUUAUAUUUAAUAUUUCUUAAACUAAGAUCACCGAUUCUUCAUACCAUAUUAGAAAUCUUUGCAGUGGAACUGAACCUGGGCUAGGCUCCUAAAUGCCAGCACAGUUAAAUCAGCUCUCUUUCACCUGUUGACUAACACUAACUAACAGGCUCCUCAGUGACUCCAGGGACCUCACUGUGAUGAGCUCUACUCUGGGGAAACAUGGAGCUCAGCAGAGAAGUGGGAAAAUGCCCAUUUAAUAGGAAUAUUCUUGGUCUUUAUACGAGUUACAUUUGAGGGAAAAGAUUCUUAGAAACAUCCUAAAGCCAGUCAUAGUGCGGCAUGGCUCAGGUCAGACAAAGAGGCGGAGAAAGAAACGCGCCCAAAGAAAGAGGGAAGGACAGGAAGGGCAGUAACAGAGCACCGACCUGGCGGCUCAGAGGCUGAUCUUCCAACCAAUAAAUGCAGCGGCAGCCGGGGAAAGCUGAGCCUCCGAAGGGCUCUGGAGAGCUUCCUGUGGCAUGUUAUUAAACAUUACAUGCCUCUCAAGGCUCCACAACGUUUCUGAAAGGACACUGAAUUGGAUAUUGGUUUGAUUUUCUUUAUACCCCCUAUAAUCUCAGGAGGAAGCCACUGUUGGAUGAGAAGUCCCCUUGGUUUCCUGUAAGGCCGCAGACAUGACAGAGGUUCAGGUCACCCCCUAAGCUGGCCAGCUGAGUAGUGGCACGCGUUUGGGCUCAGCACUGGAGGAAAAUUGCUGUGAAAUCUUCUAUUUUGUAUGGUAUUAAAGAAAAGAUAUCUUGCAGGUGUCUGUGCUUGCAACAUGAAGACAGAUUUAGCUUUCCUCCUUGCCAGCAAACUUAUAAGAGACCCAAAACUGGAGUAUUUAGGACUCACUCUAAAAAAUUCAAAUCUUGAAUGUCUAAAUUAUCUUCCCAAACAUUACCAUCGAGUCCAUGCAAUGUUCUACAACAUAAUAAAAAUAUUCUAAGUGGUGGUAAUGACCCUGUAGCAGAAUUUUGUGGUACAUUUUCCCUCAGCCUUAUUCAUUCAGGAAUCCUUUCUUGAACAUCUGCCACGUCAGGUGCAGAGAACCACACUGGGUGCUAGUUUUUCUGUUUGUUUUUGAUUUUGUCUAUUUUAAAAUUCUGUUAUUUCCUUUUCUCAUAUUCACUUUCUUAACCCUCUACCAAAACAGAAAAGCCUUCAUCAUCAGCUCUUACCACAUAGCGUGAUAACUGACCUAGACCGAAGAGUUUCUCCGCAGGUGCUCAUGGGCCUGCCCUCCCGGGGCUCCCAGGUAUACAUUCCUCAGGCCAGCUGCACACCCACUGCAGGAGGGGCCCCGGGUAGAUGCUGCUUAGAACAUAAAGGCCUGGCUGUAGUCCCCGCAGUGCAGACAGAACCAUUAGGUGGCAGAUAUGUUUGGUGAGUGGCACUAUCAAUAGAGGCUCUUGGGAAAUCUUCCCAGGACAGAAAGACCAGGGAAGCAGCCUGCUGACUUGGCUGAGUAAGCUCAUUCGGUGGCCUACCUCCACAGAAAUGAUAAAACACUAACAAUGAUUACUCUACAUUAAACCCCAGACAUGUUUAGUUUUCCCAUUCCACUCUUCUAUGCCAAUACUUUUUGUUGUUUCCUUCACACUCCUUUUGUCAAUAAAUGUCUAAAAUUGUGCAA